Messenger RNA from Rana temporaria (common frog), 2931 nucleotides. RefSeq names its product solute carrier organic anion transporter family member 1C1-like. The coding region runs from base 1 to 2691 and encodes 896 amino acids. Lineage: Eukaryota; Metazoa; Chordata; Amphibia; Anura; Ranidae. Gene Ontology annotation, biological process: transmembrane transport; sodium-independent organic anion transport. Gene Ontology annotation, molecular function: protein binding. Gene Ontology annotation, cellular component: membrane. The record is from RefSeq and is a predicted model, not a curated record. The transcript is spliced from 19 exons.
AUGGACCAAAUGAGGGAUGACCAGCGCCUCCUCUUUGAGGGACUCCUCAUCACCCUGGCCAAUAAGGUGUGCAUGCUGAACUCUAUGUGUGUUCUUUCCUCCUGUGAGAAUGACCCAGAGCAUGGCAUCAUGGAACACGUAGUCCGGGAUGAGGAAGGGACACUGUUAGUAGGACCAAUCUGGACCACAGGCAAGUCAGACAAGAUGGCAGCAGAGAAAGAUGACAAUGAACAAAGUAACUUGAACACCAACCCCGCCUCCAUGGAGCAAAAUGAACUACCAGGCAAUCAGAAAAGCUGGUGUUGUAGCAUGUCGAAGGUGUUCCUGGCUGCCCUUUCCUUCACAUACUUUGCAAAAGCAUUUUCCGGGAGUUACAUGAAAAGUUCUAUUACACAGAUUGAGCGCCGCUUUGACCUUUCCUCCUCCACGGUUGGAAUGGUGGAUGGAAGUUUUGAAAUAGGAAAUUUACUGGUGAUCGCCAUUGUCAGCUAUUUCGGGGCCAAGCUUCACCGACCACGGAUCAUCGCAGCAGGCUGUCUUUUGAUGUCACUGGGGAGUUUCGUUAUUACCAUGCCGCACUUCUUCAUGGGACCGUAUAAAUAUGAAUCUACAUGGACUCAUCCCACAUUGUCGCUCAGCAAUAUCACUGGGAGCGUUUCACCGUGUACGGCCACUCAGAUUCCUCCAAAUAUGGGUAAGAAAUCCAGUGGCACCCUCUUGAAUGAAUGUCAGAGAGGAACCUCUGAAACCAACUACAUGUGGGUGUACAUCCUAAUUGGGAACAUACUGCGUGGAAUUGGAGAGACUCCCAUCACCCCUCUGGGUAUUUCAUACAUUGAUGAUUUUGCCAGUACUGAAAACACUGGUCUUUAUUUGGCUUUACUUCAUGCUGUGGGUUUGCUUGGGAUGAUAGUCGGGUUCACAUUGAGUUCCUUCUUUGCCAAACUCUAUGUUGAUGUUGGCUUUGUGGAUAUGGAUGAGGUGACCAUCUCCCCACAGGACACACGCUGGGUGGGUGCAUGGUGGAUGGGAUUCUUGGUUGCGGGGAUGAUCCAUCUGCUAUCAGCCAUUCCUUUCUGCUUCCUGCCGAAGAAUAUGAAAAAGCCAGAGGUACAGAAAUCUGCUGACUUACUAAUAUUUAAAGAGAAUGAAAAGCUAGAGCCUCAGAAAAAGGCAACAAUGAAAGAGAAGUUCAACCUGGACAGGGGGAAGCCGGAUGAAUCCAAGAAGGAGGAGGAGGAACGGCGCAGCUCAUUCUUGGAAUGGGUGGUUAGGGACGUGGCCGGGGUGAGUUCUAUCAUCCACUACCUGGAUGACUUCCUGUGCAUUGGACCGGCGGCGUCACGGAUCGCGGCGAUUCUGCUGGCAACGCUGGAACACAUGGCGGAGCGCUUCGGGGUCCCCUUGUCUCCCGAGAAGACGGAGGGCCCAAGCACGGAGAUGACUUUCCUGGGCAUAACAUUGGAUUCCAUGGCAAUGGAAUGCCGCCUGCCGGAGGACAAACUUGAGGCGAUGAAGGCAGAAAUCAGGGGCAUGCUGGGGGUCAGGAAAGUGAAGCUGAGAGCGCUACAGUCGUUGCUCGGAUUCCACUUGGCACUGAAAAAGCUGGCAUGUAACCAUCUGUAUAUAUUGCUGAUGGGCAUUGCAUUGCUGCGUUUAAACAGCAUAAUCGGCUUCAUAACGUACAAACCAAAAUACAUGGAGCAGCAGUAUGGACAGUCCAUCUCCAGGUCUAAUUUCAUCAAUGGAGUAUCCAUUUUACCAGCAGCCGCUACUGGCAUGUUCUUCGGAGGGCUGAUCAUGAAGAAGUAUAAAUUCGGUUUACUGUCGGCAUCUAAAAUGUCGUUUGUCACAACAUUUGUCUCCUUAAUCACGUUUCUCUCUUUGUUUAUCAUUGGCUGUGAGAACCAUGAUGUUGCUGGGAUCACUGUGACUUAUAAUGGAAGUAAAGUGGAUAUAUUUGGUGAGCGUAGCCUUUUCUCUUCUUGUAACUCGGAGUGCCACUGUUCGUCCAGCUGGUGGGAUCCAGUGUGUGGGGAGAAUAAAGUAACGUACAUGUCAGCAUGUUUGGCUGGUUGCAAAUCUUCCUCGGGGGCAGGGAAGGCUGUUGUUUACCAUAACUGCUCAUGUAUCGAAUCUUUGGGUUUUUCAUCAGCCAAUUUAUCCGUCAUGCUGGGGGUGUGUCCACCCACUGAAAACUGUGCCAGUAUGUUUGUAAACUACAUCAUCUUACUCAGCUUUAUCACCUUUAUAAAUGCAAUCAGUCUGUCUGCAUUCUUUGUCAUCAUCCUCUGGUCAGUGAGUCCAGAGCUUAAGUCACUGGGGAUAGGAAUCUAUAUGUUACUGGUGAGAACACUGGCUGGAAUUCCUGCUCCUAUUUAUUUUGGAGCCCUAUUAGACAAAACCUGCCUGAAAUGGGGGACAAAGUUCUGUGGAGGAAAAGGGGCCUGUCGGAUGUAUGAUACCAAAUCCUACCGAAAUACCUUUCUUGGUCUCACAGCUGGAAUCAAUGCCCUAUGCAUCAUGUUAUUUAUUUGGUAUAUAUUCAUGGUUAAGAAGAGAGCUUCCAAAAAAUCACCAGAAAAUGGGGCACAGCAGGAAAAUGGCAGCACCAAGAAGAAGGAACACACAGAAGACGCCACUAAAGACGAAUGUGCAGCACUUGAGGUGGAGAAGGAAUCCUGCAUGUGAUUUGACUUUUCUUCCCUGUUCCCCAGACAUAUUACAACUUGUUCAAACUUCCAGUUUGGAUAUCCCAGUUAGUGAGCACAAUCUCCCUGCCUUGGCCUACGUGUACUAAUGGCACAUGGUAAAAACUCUGCUCUUUCUUUCAAACUUCAAAUACUUUGGCCCCCACGUAACAUUUUGAUCUUCCUAAAUUUUUUGAUUCAAAGUGUGUUUAAAUCAAGGCCACUUAACAGGAGAUGCAAA